UACAGCGAGCAUCCAUCCUGUGCAGCUGCCGCCUUCCCGCCUCCGUCCUGUCGCCUUUAGCCGCCUCGUGCGGUUACGCUGCAGGGGUCUGAACGCGCAUGUCAGUUUUAUCAGCUCUCCGAGACGAGAUGUCUGUGAAACUUGCCGUAGUGGUGCUGGCGUUGGCUGUACAGCGCAGCGGCGACGCGGCGGAUUCCUCCGACUCCCAUGAGAGCUCCUCCCAGGAGAGACCCCUCACCGCGCAGAAAAGAAGACUGUCCCUGAAGGACACAGCGCAGAUGCAGCAGUGUUUGCUGAGCGCUGGAGAUGUCGGCUGCUCUGCGUUUCAGUGCUUCACUAACAACUCGUGUGAGAUCCGCGGACUGCAUGACAUCUGCAUGAACUUCCUGCACAACGCCGGCAAAUUCGACUCUCAGGGCAAAUCAUUCAUCAAGGAUGCACUAAAAUGCAUGGCACAUGGCUUGCGUCACAAGUUCAGCUGUAUCAGUCGCAAGUGUGUUUCCAUGAAGAAGAUGGUGCUUCAGCUGCAGCGUGAGUGCUACAACAAACACAACCUCUGUUCAGUGGCCAGAGAGAACAUCAAUGUUAUGAUGGAGAUGAUCCACUUCCAGAAUCUCUUUCCUAAAGGGCCUUAUGUGGAACUGGUAAACAUCCUCCUGGGCUGUGGUGAGGAGGUGCGUGCCGCCAUUACCCACCGUAUUCAUACCCAGUGUGAGCAGAACUGGGGCGCCUUAUGUGCCAGCCUAACCCUCUGUCUGCCUGACCACAGCAGGAUCCAGACUGAGCCUAAUACCAGCAGUACCAACUUGCUGCUUACUGCUGGUCCUCCUCUUCCACCGCCUAAUGGACAGCAGGUUUAGAUCCUCCAUAAAGACGUUUCCUAGCCUUCAGUGCCUCCAUUGCACCACAGUGCAGCACAUCAAGCAGGUCUUUUAAUGACACUCUAAUUAAUGAAUGUAUAAUGUACAGUAUUGUUACUACCAUAGUGCAACUGUAUACUUUGAUAAUGGCAUGUUAGAAUGGUAACAGCCCAUGAAGUGAAAAUGCAUUUCAUACAAACCAGAAGCCUCUCUACGUUCCUGUUUAAGCACAGACUGGUGUCAGGAACGUUGUGCAGAAAGAACACUCUAACCAGCAGUCUUUUAAGCUCAAGUGACCACAGUAGCUAAAAAUAAGACCUCACUACCAUGUUUUAUUAGAGUAAAUUCAUGGCAUUAUUUCACUAGAGUACAAUACACUGACCAGCCAUAAUAUUACAAAAUUAAAACCUUAAUCCCAAUAUUGUGUCGGUUUCCCUUGUGCCACCAAACCAGCUCGGAGACAUUGAUGCAGGAAUCCACAAGACCUCUGAAGGUGUCAUGUGGUAUCUGGCACUAGAACAUUAACAGGAGAUCCUUUAAGUGCUGUAAGUUGCAAGAUGGAGGCCUCCGUGGAUCAGACUUAGCAGUCCAGCUGCUCAGUAUUUGGAGGCUAGAUCAACAACCUUGAGCUGUGAUAAACAUAUUAUAUACAAAGGUGUAUACGAUUAUUCUAUCAUUUUAAGCGAUUUGUGCUACAUUGGAUUUUCUUUGAUUGGGAGAAGGCCGGACAGGGUAACCUUUGCUCCCCACAAGCAAAGAUGAGCCUUAAGUCCCCUUAAUUAUGUCACUAGUUUACCAGUAUAUAAUUGAUAAUAUUAUGGCUGAUCAGUGUAUGUUCAAGCUCUGAUCCACUUUUAGUUUUGUACAGUCUCUCCUCAUGCCAAAGUUGAAUUAGGCUCGGGAAUGUUUAUCUUAUAUACACUGAAUAUAUUGGGCGUUUUUUUCUGGGGGUUUUUGGUCAUUUUUUAUGAUUCUGUGCCAGUUAAUGAAGAAAAACUGUGAUUUGCAACUAUGAUAUCUACUGAAAUUGAAUAACUGAUAUCCAGCUACAUAACAGCUAAAGAAAAUAAAAUGUUUCUUAAAAAAUGUUAUCAAGUACAACAUAAAAAAAAGAACAGUCAGUUUUUGGCCAAUGAUAUGUGUAUGUAUAAUGAUGAACAUUUUUGCUAUUAAAUAUGGGUGAUGUAGCAACUUAAAUUUAUGAGAAAAUGUAAAUGUUUUUAAUAUAGAUGUUUAAAAUAAAAACGUGACAUACUUCAGUGCAGAAUUUGACA
Messenger RNA from Clarias gariepinus (North African catfish), 2134 nucleotides. It is a transcript of the gene stc2b, whose product is annotated as stanniocalcin 2b. Gene Ontology annotation, biological process: intracellular calcium ion homeostasis. Lineage: Eukaryota; Metazoa; Chordata; Actinopteri; Siluriformes; Clariidae. Gene Ontology annotation, cellular component: extracellular region. The coding region runs from base 99 to 860 and encodes 253 amino acids. The record is from RefSeq and is a predicted model, not a curated record. Gene Ontology annotation, molecular function: hormone activity. The transcript has 4 exons.